AUGAGUAUUUUGGAGGUGCAAUCUGGAGGAAUGGAGAAAAUUGGUUUUACCAAAAAGGAUAUUUACAAUUUUGAAUAUUAUGAAAGUAGCCUAAUGAAGAACCAUGAUGUUGAACUGGUGACUGAGUAUUUUUUAGCUGAACAGAAAAACAAUAGAUCAUUUUAUUUCAAGAUUGAGGGAGAUUCCAAUGACAGGCUUACUCGAUGUUUUUGGGCAGAUGCAACUUCUAGACGAGCAUACGGGUUUUAUGGAGAUGUUGUUGUGCUCGAUACCACAUUCAACACGAACCGAUAUGGCUUGCCAUUUGCACCAAUGUUGGGGGUUAAUAACCAUGGUCAGACUAUUGUUUUAGCUUGUGCAUUUUUAAGUAAGGAAACGACUGAGUCAUUUAUUUGGAUGUUUGAGGAGUUUAAGAAAGCCAUGCCAGGUGGUGAGCCAAAAAUGAUCAUUACAGAUCAAGAUGCAGCUAUGGCUAGAGCGAUUUUUGAAGUAUUCCCCACUACAUUUCAUCGACUUUGCAUAUGGCACAUCACAACCAAGUUCUCUGAUAAACUACCACGGAUUGCUUAUGAGGAAUAUUGGAAAGAUUUUAAGGAAACCAUCUGGGAGAUUUACAAUAUAGAUGAAUUUGAAGAAAAGUGGCAUGCAAUCGUUACAAAAUCUGGUUUGACUGACCAUCCAUGGCUAAGUUCAGUUUUUGAUUUGCGAAAAUCAUGGGUUCCAGCCUAUGUAAAACAUGUUUUUGCUGCUGGAAUGUCAACCUCAAUGUGCUCUAUUGAUGACAAUGGAUAA
Messenger RNA from Prunus avium (sweet cherry), 792 nucleotides. NCBI's taxonomy places the organism in Eukaryota, Viridiplantae, Streptophyta, Magnoliopsida, Rosales, Rosaceae. The record is from RefSeq and is a predicted model, not a curated record.